Molecule: messenger RNA, 3172 nt
Organism: Carassius auratus (goldfish)
Lineage: Eukaryota; Metazoa; Chordata; Actinopteri; Cypriniformes; Cyprinidae
Product: tryptophan 2,3-dioxygenase A-like
Exons: 12
Coding region: 378-1601 (407 amino acids)
Molecular function (GO): heme binding; metal ion binding; L-tryptophan 2,3-dioxygenase activity
Source: RefSeq, a predicted model, not a curated record
CAGUAGAAAUAAGACAUAAUUCUGUCAUUUUUAUUGGGAGUCAAUAUAGGAGCGCUGUUGAAAUCCAACUGCCUAGGUCCAUCUGAACCCUCUGACAUGAUCCCAUACGUUCAGUUUAUGUACAAAAGCCCUGCUCAUAAUGUUAUGAAGUCAAAGUUCUGUUUCAAUUUGCCUGUUUCAGUUCGAUUUCACCUCAGAUAAGAAAAAGACAAAGUACGAUGUAUGUUGAACAUGGACAGAAGGGAGGUGGGAUGGAUCUGGAGGGGAUUGGUCAGUCAGCAUGGACAGAAACCUUAUAAACCGUCUCAACAUCCUUGAGAUCUGCCUUGUUGAAGUGGAGGGAAAGAAAACAAUCCAGCUCGUCUCAUAUUUCAGCCAUGAGUGGAUGUCCUUAUUUUCAGAAGAAAUUUGUGUCAAGCAGUAAGCAGCAUCUGAAAGAAGAUGAGAAUGAUGAUUCUCAGACUGGAGUUAAUAAGGCCAGCAAAGGAGGUAUUAUGUACGGUGACUAUCUGCAGCUGGAUAAAAUAGUGACAUCUCAGGUGCUUCAAAGUGAGCUGAAGGGAAACAAGAUCCAUGACGAACAUCUGUUCAUCGUCACACAUCAAGCAUAUGAACUGUGGUUUAAACAAGUUCUGUGGGAGCUGGACUCAGUGAGAGAAAUCUUCAUCAGUGGACAUGUACGUGACGAGCGAAACAUGCUCAAGGUCAACACUCGCAUCCACAGGAUUGUGAUGAUAUUCAGAUUGCUGCUUGACCAGUUCGCUGUUCUGGAAACCAUGACUGCCUUAGACUUCUAUGACUUCAGGGAAUAUCUCUCACCUGCUUCAGGCUUCCAGAGUCUGCAGUUUCGAUUGUUGGAAAACAAGAUUGGGGUCCCGCACAACCAGAGGGUCCCCUACAACAGAAGGCAUUAUCGGGACAAUUUCCGUGACCGGGAAAGUGAGCUGCUCCUCCAUUCAGAGCAGGAGCCCACGCUGCUGCAGCUAGUGGAGCAAUGGCUGGAGAGAACGCCCGGCUUGGAGGAAGAUGGCUUUCAUUUUUGGGGGAAACUGGAAAGCAGUAUUUUUGAGGGGUUCAGGAAAGAGAAGGAAAAAAUAGAGAAAAAAACAGCCUCCGAGAUGAAAGAGGAGAUGAUGGCCGAGCUCAGUAAGCAGAGAGAUAUUUUCUUAUCGCUCUUUGAUGAGAAAAGACAUGAUCACUUAGUAAGCACAGGUCAGAGGAAGCUGUCUUAUAAAGCACUGCAAGGAGCACUGAUGAUCUACUUCUACAGGGAGGAGCCUCGAUUUCAGGUUCCUUUCCAGCUCCUGACAUCUCUGAUGGACAUCGACACCCUCAUGACAAAAUGGAGAUACAACCAUGUGUGUAUGGUGCACAGAAUGAUUGGCAGUAAAGACGGCACGGGUGGCUCAUCAGGCUAUCAGUACCUGCGCUCCACUGUCAGUGAUCGCUACAAGGUGUUUGUGGAUCUGUUUAACCUGGCCACCUUCCUGGUCCCGAGAGAGUGGGUUCCCAAGCUGGACCCGAGUGAGCACCGCUUCCUGUACAUGGCUGAAUGCUGCGACAGCUCCUACUGCAGCAGCAGCAGCGAUGACUCAGACUAAACAGAUGGAGGGAUGAGGAAAGGAGGUAUACAGAAGAAGAAAAACGCUUCCCAUCACCAAGAUUUAUGCCACCAAAAACUUUUUAAAUGACAGAAUAAGAGGAUACAAAGUUGUGCUGAUUUAACAGAAGUUCUAGAAUAUGAAUUGAAAAGUUUUGAAUAUGAAAAGUCAAUUUAACAACAGUGUCAACAAAAUAUCUACAUCAGUAAAACUGUUGAUGCACUUGUGUAUAUACUGUCAAUAUAAUAUAUUUUAAUAUGUAAUAAACUGAUUUCCAUUUUGUAAAUAAAAUACACACAUAUAGAGAAACGUCUUGUUUAUUUGAAAAAAAAAAUGUUUUUUGUCAAAAUGUAAACUUUAGAUAGAAUAGGGUUUAUAUGUGACUCUGGAUCACAAAAGUGUCAAAUUGUUUUUAUUGAGAUUUAGAUAUAGAUAGAUGUAUCUGUAAGCUGAAUAAAAAAGCUUUCCAUUGAUGCAUGGUUUAUUAGGAUCGGACAAUAUUUGGUCGAGAUGCAUCUAUUUGAAAAUCUGGAAUCUGAUGGUGCAAAAUAAAAAAGAAAGAAAUCUAAAUACUGAGAAAAUUGCUUUUUAAGUCGUCCAAAUGUAUUCUUAGCAAUGCAUAUUAUUAAUCAGAAAUUAAGUUUUGAUAUAUUUACUGUAUGACAUCUACAAAAUAUCUUUUUUUUUUUUUUUGGCUAUUGCUAAAAAAUAUACCCCAUCGACUGAAGACUGGUUUUGUGGUCCAAGGUCAUAUAUUUACAUUUAGCAGACGCUUUUAUCCAAAGCGACUUACAAAUGAGGACAAUAGAAGCAAUCAAAAUCAACAAAAGUAAGCUUAAUGCAGUACACAUAGCAAGGUUUUUAAAAUUAUAUAAUAAAAAGAAAACAAAAAAAAAAAAUGAUAAAAAGAUAGAAUAGGAAAAAAAAAAUAGAACAAGCUAGUUUUACGGGACGUUUUUCCUUUUGUUUAUUGUAUAAUAAAUAAAAAAGAAAACAAAUAGAAUAAAAAAAAGAUUAGAGCCUAGUGUUAGUUUCUUCUUUUUUUUUAAAUAAAACAAGCAGUUAGUAAAAAGAGUGCAAGUCUAAAACAGACAUGCUUCUUUUAAGAACAGAAUUAGAAUAGAGUGCUAGAGUUAGAUUUGUAGAUAGUUAUAUACUAUACGUGAUCAUUUCUGAUUCUUUUUAAAAUGCAUUAGCAAAUGCAAAACUGUAAAACAGAAACAUUGUAGUUAAAAAUGUUUAUAAAAGCAGACAUUUUUAAUAUCUGGUACAUACUGUAGUAAUAAGCAUGUUUUCUUUCAAAACUCUUAGGGUUGUAAUCAGUAUUCAUGUAUAAUAAUAUUUUCACAUUUUUGCAGAAGUGUUCACUUGUGUCCUAUAUCAGUGCAAUGUCACAAUACAAUACGUGUUCAGUUGAGCACUUGUAUUCACUAACAUUGUUUUCUACAGACUAAAACAUCCUUCUGGACAAAUCCAGACGGCGUGUGUUGCAUAACUAAAAUAGAAUCCGGCUCUGACUGUGAUUAUUUUGGGCUACAGUGGCUGGGAUUAGGAAUGUGGUGUAUUAGCUC